CAGGGUAACACGUCAAGGUAUCACGUCAGAGGAACACCUUCAGGCAACACGUCCAGGUACCACGUUAAGACUACACAACUAUACGUCCAGGUCAACUCCACACACCUGAAGAUGACCAACCUCACCGACGUCCUAGAGGUCAUCUACAUCGACAGCCCGACCAACGCCAGCAGCCCGUGGGACGACAACAUCACCAGCACGCUGCCGAGCAGCAACCUCUCCUCCGUGGAGCAGUACGACGUGCCCACGGGGCUCAUCUGCCUCCUCGCCUUCCUCUACGGCUCCAUCUCCCUCCUUGCCGUCAUCGGCAACGGCCUCGUCAUCCUGGUUAUCGUCAAGAACCGCCGCAUGCACACCGUCACCAACAUCUUCAUCGCCAACCUUGCCGUCGCUGACGUCAUCAUCGGGCUCUUCUCUAUACCGUUUCAGUUUCAGGCCGCCCUCCUCCAGCGCUGGGUCCUGGCCAACUUCAUGUGCUCCCUCGCGCCCUUCGGUCAAGUCGUCAGCGUCAACAUCAGCAUCUUCACCCUCAGCGUCAUCGCCGUCGACCGCUACAUCGCCGUCAUCCACCCCUUCAAAGCCGGCUGCUCCAAGAAAUCCGCCGCCAUCAUCAUCACCGUCAUCUGGGCGGUGGCCAUCGGGGCCGGACUUCCGUUUCCGCUGUUCUACUGGGUCGACACGAUCACGGAAAACGGCGAGGAACAGAUCCGGUGCUCGCGGCACUCGCCCGAGGACCUGGCCAACUUUGACCUCUACUACAACACGCUGCUAGUCUGCUGCCAGUACCUGCUGCCACUGGUCAUCAUCACCUUCUGCUACUGCCGGAUAGCCUGGCAUAUCUGGGGGUCACGGCGACCCGGCGCGCACGUGGCGACGGAGGACGUCAGAGGAAGGAACAAGCGAAAGUCGUCAACAGCAACAGUUGUCAACAACCUGAUCAAGUACCCUGAUUCUCUGAAGAGUAGAUCCUAG
Molecule: messenger RNA, 972 nt
Organism: Physella acuta
Lineage: Eukaryota; Metazoa; Mollusca; Gastropoda; Physidae
Product: neuropeptide Y receptor type 2-like
Biological process (GO): G protein-coupled receptor signaling pathway
Cellular component (GO): plasma membrane
Molecular function (GO): neuropeptide Y receptor activity
Source: RefSeq, a predicted model, not a curated record